AUGGAAACCAAAUCUGACUCUGAUCAUGCUGAUUCCAAACCGGGCACGUCCAAAGGUGCUACUGCUAGUUCAUCUCCAUCUGCACCCACAACAUCAGCUGCAGUGACUUUGAAGUUGCCUCCAUUUUGGCCCAGUGACCCUGCCCUUUGGUUUGCGCAAGUGGAAGCGCAAUUUCUAACCCGUAACAUCACUCAGCAACACACCAAAUUCGCAUACGUGGUUGGUUCCUUGCAGCCAGAGUUUGCAACUGAAGUGAGGGACAUCCUCAUUUCACCCCCUGAGCAUAAUGCCUACGACAGCCUGAAGACCGCCCUCAUCCGUCGAACCUCCGUAUCAGAGCAGAAAAGACUGCACCAGUUGCUAAUAUCGGAGGAGCUGGGGGACCGCAAGCCUUCACAAUUACUACGUCGUAUGCGGCAGUUGUUAGGAGACAACACGCUUGAAGAAAACAUCCUGAAACAACUGUUUCUUCAGAGAUUAUCGACCAACGCCCAACUUAUCCUGGCAUCAACAUCUCAAACGACACCCAUUGAGCAACUCGCAGAACUUGCAGACAAGAUUGUUGAAGUUUCUGUCUCGCCUACUGUACAUGUCGGGGCAGUUUCAUCCAGCCAGCCUGGCAGUUCGUCGCCUCCAACAACCAUGCCAAGUUCAGAUAUGCUCACACUACAAGCCAAAGUUGACCAGCUAACCCAACAAGUCAGCGCUCUCACAUGCCAACUCUCCGGUCAGCCCCGUGGGAGAUCGAGGAAGCGUGACACAACCCCACCCAAUCGACGCCCAUCUCGCAGUCGCAGCCCAUCACACUCUGGCACUGACUGCUGGUAUCACUGGCGAUUCGGCGCUGAUGCCAGAAGGUGUGUGUCCCCAUGCAGCUUCAAACCCCAACAACAACAGGGAAACUCCGAUGCCAGCGACUAA
Molecule: messenger RNA, 921 nt
Organism: Patiria miniata (bat star)
Lineage: Eukaryota; Metazoa; Echinodermata; Asteroidea; Valvatida; Asterinidae
Exons: 1
Coding region: 1-921 (306 amino acids)
Source: RefSeq, a predicted model, not a curated record